Messenger RNA from Babesia bovis T2Bo, 1345 nucleotides. RefSeq names its product Choline/ethanolamine kinase family protein. The transcript has 4 exons. The record is from RefSeq and is a predicted model, not a curated record. Gene Ontology annotation, biological process: phosphatidylcholine biosynthetic process; phosphatidylethanolamine biosynthetic process. Gene Ontology annotation, molecular function: choline kinase activity; ethanolamine kinase activity. NCBI's taxonomy places the organism in Eukaryota, Apicomplexa, Aconoidasida, Piroplasmida, Babesiidae. Gene Ontology annotation, cellular component: cytoplasm. Bases 150 to 1340 code for a protein of 396 amino acids.
GGUCACUUUUACAACGAUCCUUAAAAUUUGUAAUUAGGCGUGCAAUAUUAUAUUAUCUACAGCUCUACAUUCGGCUCCUACCCUAGUACGAGCCUGAAAGUAGUAAAAACGAUACAAAUUCAUGUUAACCAUUCAAUCGUUUCAUAACCAUGGCAUUUUCAAGGUCCAUUCCUAAACGAUCGCAAGGCAUUGCUUAUUGGGAGAUAACGGGAAUAUGUGAUGAAGUGGCUUCAAAACUCGAUAAGAUACCAUCCAAUACAACAGCACUAAAUAAUCCUACCUCUCCCGAACUACCAUCCGAAGAACAGAUUUUGGACCAUGUAAUUCGUUUGGCAAACCCCCAAUUGGAGCUUGAUGUUACAGGUUUGGACCUGAAAGGCGAAAUAGAUAUAUCCAAGUUCAAGAACCUAGAAAUCUGCUCCGUAACAGGUGGAUAUACAAAUAUCUUGUACAAGGUGACUAACCGUGAUAACGGUAAUAUUGUAGCUGUUCGUAUUUUCGGUCGUCAAACGGAACGUUUUAUCGACCGUUCCCAUGAGCGUAUAAUCCAGAACCACCUUUGUCUGCAGGGUUUCGCGAAGCAUGUCUACGCCCGGUUCAACGGUGGUCAGAUUGAAGAGUGGCUGCCCGGCAAUGUGGUAUCGGACGAUGACUUUUACAGCUUCAAGUACACGGAGUUGAUUGCUAAGCAGCUGUACAAGUUGCACGCAACACCUGGACAGCGCGACCUUUAUGUGAAAUUGUAUCCACACCUAGCGAAGAACGGUGAGUUGAAGUUUGAGUCGCAGCUUUGGGCCAGUGUCUGGAAGUUCUAUGACCUGUGCCUGGAGAACAUCCAACAGGUGGAACCAAUCAUCGGAGACAACUUCAACCUAAGAGAUAUCAGAAAACAUAUGGAACAAAUUCACGACUACUGUGAUGAUGCCAUGUCUCCUGUCGUGCUUUGCCACGGUGAUUUAUCAAAAGGCAACAUUGUGAUCGACUCCUCAGGCAAUGUUAUAUUUUUAGACUACGAAUACUCAUGCUUCAUGGAGCGUGGAUUUGAUAUAGCCGCUCACUUCUCGGAGUUUGCCGCUUAUGAAACAGAUUCAAGCAGAAUUCCAUCUUCUGCGGUACAACAUGAAUUCAUACGCCACUACCUUGGUGAAAAUGCUACGGAAAAGAUGAUAGAAGAUUUGUACAAGGAAGUCCAGCCAUUCCUACUGGUUCCAAAUAUAUAUUGGGGUCUUUGGGCACUUUUGCAAUGCCUGUAUUCCUCAAUCCACACUGAUUUCGCCCACUACUCUAUCAACAGGAUUAGGCGUUUCUUGGAUGAUGUAAAAAACUAUACGAAACAGUAGAAAGC